AGACUCUGAAGGCAACACCGCACGACGGAUGACGUAAGCACGCAGCUGCCCGUGUUUGGUUGUGGACGGAGCAAGAAAGCUAGGAAGGGAUCAAGGAAAAACCUCUAGCAUCGUAGAUAAACAACCCCCGAGAGAGGUGUUGAAACCCGGCGGGAACACAGCUGUCACAACACCGAGGGGACAGUCAGAUAAAGGCCCGGUUGCGUCCUUCAUACGGAGAGGGUCAACAUGUCUGAGACAUACGACUUCCUAUUUAAGUUUCUGGUGAUUGGCAGUGCUGGGACGGGGAAAUCCUGCCUCCUCCACCAGUUCAUUGAGAACAAGUUUAAACAGGACUCCAACCACACCAUCGGCGUGGAGUUUGGUUCCCGAGUGGUCAAUGUUGGUGGAAAGACGGUCAAGCUCCAGAUCUGGGACACCGCUGGACAGGAACGAUUCCGUUCUGUUACACGCAGCUACUACAGAGGAGCAGCCGGAGCGCUCCUCGUCUAUGAUAUUACAAGUCGGGAGACGUAUAAUGCCCUCACCAACUGGCUGACAGAUGCACGGACUUUGGCGAGCCCCAACAUUGUUAUUAUCCUGUGUGGCAACAAGAAAGACCUGGAUGCGGACAGAGAGGUGACCUUCCUGGAGGCAUCGCGCUUUGCUCAAGAAAACGAGCUGAUGUUCCUGGAGACCAGUGCUCUGACAGGGGAGAAUGUCGAAGAGGGUUUUCUAAAGUGUGCUCGCACCAUCCUCAACAAGAUAGACUCAGGUGAAUUGGACCCAGAGAGAAUGGGUUCAGGUAUCCAGUAUGGAGAUGCUUCGUUGAGGCAGCUGCGACAGCCGAGAGGCACCACCACACAGAAUAAACAGCAGUGUAAUUGCUAGGGGUCGGGGCGGGGGGAGCCCACCCUCACCUCAGCCCACAGGCCCACACAGACAGGACGCCCCUUACAGCUCCAGGUGUUUUUUGGUGUGUGGGACCGUUCUCUCUGCAGUCUCACACACCUUGGAUCACCUGGAUAAGUGGAGAUCACUGCAACCCCUUUGCCCCUGCGUCUCGGCAGGGAAACCCCUCAGUGUGAACAUGCUGGGAUCAUUUUAAUUUUUUUUUUAAAGUGGUUUCUUGGUUAUUUACCAGACAAAGACGAGUCGAGGGUUGUGUGUAUGGGCUGCCCUACUGUUGUUUUAUCUCUGUGCUUUUUCAUUCUGGUUUUAGUAACACCUACCUGCUUCUUCAUUUGCACAUCAUUGUUUAUAAAUUAUUAUCGGUAAGCUAUUUUGCGCAUAUUCAUUGUUCAACUUAUCUGGAUAUAAUUCAUGAAUAGUUUUGGUCGGCGCUUUUGAGUUUUUAACAUUCACCUGUUGAUGUUUUGCUUUUUAUUAUCUAUUAUUUGAGUUAAGUAUAUUUUCCAUAAAAUCAGCCUGUCAUUGAUGGUGAUUAACGGUCUAAAUGUGUCCUCUUAUACGUCAAUAUACACAGAUUUUGCUUCAGAAUCAUUGUAGAUAUAUUGAAAACCAGAUACAAUGCAAGUCCUUGUGAAGGUUGUUGUCCAGUAACUUUUCCUGAUCCAAUUGAAAGCAGCAAAUCAAUGAGUUCAAGUAUAGUUGAGAUCUUUAAAGUCAUACAGGCCAGCCAUAUGUUAGAGCCCAGGUUUUUUUUUUUUCACUCAGUGUGUUAUUUGAGUCAUUUGACAUUUUUUGAUUUGCAUUAAAAUGCACCAUUAUGUGUUGGCCUUAGUAAUAUACUUGACAUUGUUUAUCUACAGUAUAUUAUUCCCAGUCCUCAUGUCUUUAAACUGUCAAAAAUGUACUAAGAUGAGCCUGUGGGUCAGGUUUAAAGCACAAAAAAAGAGUUUUUGCUCUUUAUUUUACUCCAGAGUUUCCAAAGUCUAUAGAUUUGCAUUAUCAGAUUUAGUCCUGUCACAGUGUAAGAGAAAGAGUCAAUCUUUGCAAAACUAACAAUAUCUUUGACUCCUCCUGCUGGGAUUUUUGUCCAUUUUCUUGACCCUCCUUUAAUUCAUGCUGCACAUACUGUAUAAGGGACGUCACAGGAAACCACAGUUGGUUUUGCCUCAGUGCCAUGUUUGAGAAACUUUCAUACUGCCCACUCAGUUCCCUCAUAGAGCCUCAACACUGUUUAAUCACGCAAGGUUCUAAGUGCACCUUGAUUAAAAAAAAAAGUCAGGAUUCUGUUUUUAACCUUUUUAAGUAGUUUUCAUUCCUCUUCGUCAGGCCGGGAAACAUCUCUGCUCUGAGUUUUGCCGAGCCACCCAGAUGUUUUCUCCUCAGAACAGACCCCGUGUUGCCCCAGAGAGAAACAGGGAAUUUCCACUGCAACAUGAUUUCCUCUUUCCGUCAUACACUGACAGCACUGAUUCGUGGUGCUGCAGGAGGAGAAUGAGGUUGUGAGCUAAUAACUUUUAAAAAACAUCCCAAACUCUUACCGCCCUGCUGUUGAGUCAUAGGCACUGCUUCUGUCUGAACCACUGAGAGCAGGUCGUACCGACCCAGCCGAGAGGAGUUCAAAUCAAACUGCCUGCAAAACCUAUUUCUCAUGUCUUCUCCUCAAGUGUUAGCAUAUGUCCUCCCAGACGAACCAUAUGCGCUUUAAGCUCACAUGAGCCAGCACACUUGAAGAUGGUGAGUCGUGCAAACAUGAGAUCGUAUAGGAUAUCAAGAGACAGAUGGUCAAAGCAAGUGUAGUUUUCAUAAAAUAUCGGCAUCGUGUGAUAGUGUGUCUCCUUCUGCAAGUGCACUUUUACUUUUGAAUUUUCAUGUUUGUUUUUGUUUAUAUGCUGCAACUAUAGAAUUGUACACUUUAUUUUACUUGAACAGUAUACUGUAAUAAAGAUUUUAAUUGUAGACGUUAUCAUUUCUUACUAAAUAACAACUGAGGUCCUUCAUUUGAUUUCCUUGUGUCUGCUGUCACAAGGGAAGCGGUGAUAAACCCCUGCUGUCUUGAGGUUUGACUUGUUUGUUGCCCACUGCUGACGUGGAGGCAACGAUGAAAGGAUGUGGACUUCCUGAGCUGUAGGAGGCUGGCAGCAGCGACUCUUGAUCAGUCGUUCACAAGUUGUCACGUAUUACUCAGCUGUCGACUCAUCGAAAUGGUUGAAUGCCGCCGAAGCAGAGUUGUCUUGCAAUCACCUGUGUGUAUUUAUUGCACAGUUCAUAAGCACUCAUCAAAAUCGAAGUAUGAUAAGGAUAAGGAUUCAAUCAUGUGAUGAACACAGUCCAACUCAGUUGUUCCUUAGUAACUAAUGUUAUAUAAUCAACCUAAAUUCUACUGUACAUCCACAAAGUAACCUAUGCUGUAAAUAAGAUUUGUCUAUUGUCAGUUGAGGGUGAGUGUUGCUCAUUGAUUGUAAUGAUUAUGCAAUUCCCAGUAAACUGCUUGUUUUUUCAGUUAA
Molecule: messenger RNA, 3395 nt
Organism: Larimichthys crocea (large yellow croaker)
Lineage: Eukaryota; Metazoa; Chordata; Actinopteri; Sciaenidae
Gene: rab4b
Product: RAB4B, member RAS oncogene family
Exons: 8
Coding region: 229-870 (213 amino acids)
Biological process (GO): Rab protein signal transduction
Molecular function (GO): GTPase activity; GTP binding
Source: RefSeq, a predicted model, not a curated record